Messenger RNA from Xenopus laevis (African clawed frog), 2487 nucleotides. RefSeq names its product zona pellucida sperm-binding protein 4. The record is from RefSeq and is a predicted model, not a curated record. The transcript is spliced from 12 exons. The coding region runs from base 238 to 1941 and encodes 567 amino acids. NCBI's taxonomy places the organism in Eukaryota, Metazoa, Chordata, Amphibia, Anura, Pipidae.
AAGGUGUAGUUGCUCAUAGUGACCAGUUAGACUUUUGCAACAGAGCAAAGUGCUAAUUGGUUGCUACAAGUUACAACUCUGGAGUAAAAUUACUUUGAAUUUGUGAAUUUCUGCCCUUUCUGGGGCUCUCAUUGCUUAGGAUCAUUGCUUGGAUCAUAAGGCAACAGAUCUACAAUACAACAUUUAGAUGAGUCAGGGCUAAUUGUAUGGAUAUGAGGUAACAGCCCUCUAGUUCUAAUGCUGCCUGCCCCCUAUCCAUUAUACACUGGAGUGGUUCUGCUCGGCUCUGCUAUUCAUCUAAGCAGAAUGGCUGUAAUCUGGAACUGUGGCUACUGCUGGAGAGCCGUCUUACUGGGAGUGUUGGGAGUUGUUGUCUCUCUUGCUCAGGAUUUAACGACAACAGACGACUCUUUUUAUGAUGACCCAGACCUGAUUUGUGGAGAUGAGGGUAUGGAGUAUAGUGUUUCACCCAUGCCGAAUGCUUCCUUAAGGAUCUUAGUACAAGAACAUGAUGGGAAGCUGAAAAUCCUGGCAAAUGAUUCCAGCUGUGGGAUUUGGGUUACCUCGAAUUCCAAUGGCUCUUUGCUCAUAGACAUGUAUUAUGAUGGCUGCUACAUUAAAAAGCAGGGUAAUUACUAUGGGAUGACAUUAUUUAUAGAACACAAUACAACAGGAGAGUGGGAGGUGUAUCAGAAGGAAGAUCUGAGAUGUCCAUUUUGUCAAGCAAUGGACGCUCCUGCCCUAAAUAAGUGCUCUGAUGUGCCGAAGUCGGAUAGAUUUCCUUGUGCCGGCCCCACCUCUUCAUCAGAUUUCUGUCAUCAAAGGGGCUGCUGUUAUGACCAAAAUGACUCUGUAACUCCAUGUUAUUAUAAUAACAAAGUUACUGCUCAGUGCACAAGAGAUGGAGUGUUCUCUCUUGCUAUCAGCAAAUAUCUGACACAGCCACCGAUUAUUCUCAACUCUGUGCGAUUUCCACGUGGAACCGGUGUCGCAUGCAGCCCAGUGGCCCAAAAUAAUGCAUUCCUCCUAUUCCAGUUCCCACUGACAGCUUGUGGUACCACCCGUAAUGAGGAUGGAUCAACCAUAAUCUAUGAGAAUAAUCUGAUGGCAGAAAAGUAUGUUUCUACUUGGAAUGGAGUAUCAAUAUCCCGGGACAGCACUUUUAGGUUGUACAUUCAGUGCAGAUUCAGCGCUGCCAGCUUUGUGCCUGUGAAUGUCGUGGUCUAUACACCCCCACCACCCCUUCCGGCCUCUAGCUCUGGCCUUCUCACAUUGGAAAUGAGGAUAGCAAAAGACCAGCAGUAUGUGGAAUACUAUACAGUAAGCGAUUACCCUGUCAGAAAAGUUCUCCGGGAUCCUAUCUUUGUAGAGGUUCGUAUCCUUCACAGGAACGACCCAGCACUGACAUUAAUUCUGGAACACUGCUGGGCAAACCCUUCUGAAAAUCCUUUACAGCAACCCCAGUGGCCAAUUCUAACUAGCCGGUGUCCAUCUGCUGGGGACAAUUACAAAACUGAACUGCUCCCAUUAAGUGGCAGAGAAGACUUUCCUUACUAUUAUAAACGAUUCAUUGUCAGGACCUUCACGUUUGUUAAUCCUAUCUCACAGCAAGUUUUAGACGGAUUGGUAUAUAUACACUGCAGUGCAUCCACCUGUACACCUUCCUCUUUGGACUCCUGCAUGGAUAAUUGCACAGCUUCAAGGACCAAAAGAAGUGCCUAUAGCUUGGAACAGCUGAGUAUUAUAUCUGUAGAGGGACCGAUUGAAUUCCAUCGCUAUGAACAUAAGCAAAAAGAAAUUGUUCAUUCCGGUUAUUAUACAAGAACAGAGUGUGCCGUUGCUGCAGUUGGUCUAUUAUUUGGAAGCAUCACUGGAUUCAUCAUUUUAGUAUGGACAUUAAGAAGACAAACACGCUUUAGAACUCCAAAUCAACAUGUUUAAUUAAACCACUCCAACCACAUUUCUUUGUGUCAAUGAAUGAAGAACUAAAAUUGCAUGGAGCUGAUUUAAUUUUUUUUUAAUUAUUAAUAUGAUAUGUAAAGUAAUCAUGAUUGAGAACAAAAUGAAGACACGGGUAAACUGCUAAGAAUUAGUCAGGAAAAAAACCAACCCAAACCAUGUACAAAUCCCUUUUCUCAAAUGAGAUGAGCAAAGGUUUAGAGAUGCCGUCAAAAUGAGUAGGCAUUUAUAGCACAAGAUUAAAAGGGUGUCUGUCUACUUUCCCAAGGUUGUUUUGCUGGUUGCUAUGCAUUUACCCUUGAAUAAUUGUUUUUUUUUCGUCAGAAAUUAUUUUUAUAUAUACAACUAUUAGUGUCUUCUUACUAGAAGUCUAGAGUGCUGCUCUCUUUGCACAAUUUCUGUUUGUAAUCCCAGAAUACCUAUACUAAUAACAAAUAAAUGCUUGCCUGCCAAAGAAGCCUGGUAUUAGAGCAAUAAAGAUGUCAAUUAAUCUUAUACAAAAAAUAAAAUUAAAUUGUUUGGUCACAG